Molecule: messenger RNA, 1130 nt
Organism: Rhopalosiphum maidis (corn leaf aphid)
Lineage: Eukaryota; Metazoa; Arthropoda; Insecta; Hemiptera; Aphididae
Gene: Sirt4
Product: NAD-dependent protein deacylase Sirt4
Exons: 3
Coding region: 191-1117 (308 amino acids)
Molecular function (GO): NAD+ binding
Source: RefSeq, a predicted model, not a curated record
UACAGUAGUAAAGUAAAAUUAAAUAUUAUUAAUUUUUGAAGUUUGAACUUAGUAUUUUUAUUUUGUUGGCUAAUUGAUAAUCUGAAAUUUAAAAUAUUGCAUUCGAAAAUCAAGUGAUAACUCAAAGUCUAUUAAAAUAUAUAUCUAUACCAUAUUGUUACUUUUUCUGUAAAAUUUUAAUUUUAAUAUAAUGAUUUUUAAAACAUGCGGUAAAGUGAUUUUAAAUUCAAGUACAAAUUUAAUUUUUAGAUUCAACUCUAAUUUUGUACCAAAACAUAAGCCUGUACAAUCAUCAGAUGUAAAUACUCUUAAUCGGUUUAUUAAAGAACACAAAAAAAUUCUUGUAUUAACUGGUGCAGGAAUAUCAACUGAAAGUGGUAUACCUGAUUAUCGUUCUGCUGAUGUUGGAUUGUAUGCGACAAGUAAAAGUCGACCAGUAAUAUAUCAACAAUUUGUUAAAGAUCCAAAAGUUCGUUUACGUUAUUGGGCUAGAAAUUACGUGGGAUGGCCUAGAUUUUCAUCAAUGUCACCUAAUUAUGCACAUAAGUUUUUAAAGAAAUUGGAAGAUAAUAAUAAAAUUGUUCAUAUUAUUACUCAAAAUGUUGAUAACUUGCAUACAAAAGCAGGAAGUAAGAAUAUUCUUGAAUUGCAUGGUACUGCUUAUGUUGUACAUUGCUUAAAAUGUGGUUAUGAAAUUGAUAGACAUCGAUUUCAAGAUGUUUUAUCAAGUUUAAACCCCCAAGUUUCCAUUAAAGAAUUAUACAGUAUCAGGCCUGAUGGUGAUGUUGAACUUACUCCAGAAGAAAUUAGCGGAUUCAAGGUUCCAGAAUGUCCAAAAUGUGAAGGAAAUUUAUUAAUUCCACGCAUUGUUUUUUUUGGAGACAAUAUUCCAAAACAACGCGUGCAGAGGGUGAAUGAUUUUGUGGAAGAAUGUGAUUCACUCUUGGUUAUGGGUUCAUCUCUAUUUGUAUAUUCCGGCUAUAGAAUAGUUUUGGAAACAAAAUCUGCUAAUAAACCUGUUGCUGUAGUAAAUAUAGGACCAACUAGAGCCGAUGACUGUGUAAAUUUUAAAAUUGAAGCUAAAUUUGGUGAAAUAUUACCAUUAUUAAAUUCUUGAUCUACCUCUAAGA